This is a messenger RNA of Centruroides sculpturatus (bark scorpion), 5095 nucleotides long. RefSeq lists its product as uncharacterized. The record is from RefSeq and is a predicted model, not a curated record. Gene Ontology annotation, cellular component: cytoplasm; nucleus. Gene Ontology annotation, molecular function: non-membrane spanning protein tyrosine phosphatase activity. Gene Ontology annotation, biological process: peptidyl-tyrosine dephosphorylation. Lineage: Eukaryota; Metazoa; Arthropoda; Arachnida; Scorpiones; Buthidae. The coding region runs from base 16 to 5052 and encodes 1678 amino acids. The transcript is spliced from 9 exons.
CGACUAAAUAUCUAUAUGGAAAUAAAUUUUAAAUUAUGGAAUAUGUUUCAGCAAAAAUGUGAAUGUUAUUGGUCAGAAGAAGAAAAAAAAGGUUAUGGAUACAUUACUGUUGAAGUUUUGAAAAUACAAUACAUUUGCCCUGAUUUUCUAGUCAGAACAUUUAAAGCUAUUAACAACAAUAAUAAUAAAGAACGAAUAAUAUAUCAGUUUCAUUAUACAACUUGGCCAGAUCAUGGUGUACCAGUAUCUGUAGAACCAAUUUUACAACUUAUUCAAUUAGUUAGAAAAUUUCAAGCAUCUGAAGCAGUUCCAAUUUUGGUUCAUUGCAGUGCUGGCUGCGGUCGAACAGGAACAAUUUGUUCAAUAGAUUAUGUUUGGAGACUAAUGAAAAUGGGAAAGCUGACUGAAUUCUUUAAUUUAUAUGAAAUUAUAUCAAAAAUGCGAAAACAAAGGAUUGCAAUGGUUCAAACAAAGGAACAAUAUAUUUUAGUACAUAGAGCAGUAGCUGCACUAUUUGAACACCAACUUGAGUUAAUUGAUAAUCAUAUUUAUGAAAAUUUAGAUGAAAAUGGCCAUCCAUUGCUAAAAGACACAGAGAUUUUAAAUUCACAUGAAGCAAUGAAUGAAGAAAAUGAAAAUUCUUUUGAAAUGAAAAAGCAAGAUUAUACUAUGGAUUUUAAGAAAGAAACCAUAGAAAGUUCUUUGAGUGAAGAAUCUGAUACAACAAUUACAAAUGAUGACUUAGAAAAUACAAAUUAUGAAAGUUUUGAUGUUGGAAAUGAAACAGCAAACAAUAUAAAUUAUAGCAUAAAUGAUUAUAAUUGUGAUCAGAAUGUAAAUUUUACAAUUUCAUUGCCUCUUAAUCCAAGUAAAACCUUUACAGAUAAUUUAUCAGUUUCAACUACUAUAACAUACAAUGAUGAUAAAAUUUUAGUAGAUUCAAAGCAAAAUGAAAAUAAAAAUACAUCAAGUAAUAUUAAUGAAUGUGGUUCCCAUACAAAUGAAACAGAAUUAGACAGUAAUAGAAACAAUUUUACAAAUACAGAAACUGAAAUCAAUCCAUCUUUCUGUAUUCCAUGCGAAAAGGAAGAUAAAUCUUCUGAAAACAACUGCAAUAAUUUGACAUAUAAAACUAAUGACAUUGAAGAAAUAUUUCUUCAAAUACUUAAUGAUGACAACAGACAAGCAACUGAAAAAUUAGAUGAUAAGGCUAAAUCAAAUAAAGAUGUAUCAUCAAAAACAGUUCAGACAAUAGAAAACACAAAUGAUGGCAAUAAUGAAAUGACUGAAGAAUAUUUUAAUGAAAUGUCAGAUCAAAAUCCUGUAAAUAUAUUUGAAAAAGAUACUGUAUUGCAUAAUUUAACAAGUGAAUUGGCAUUAGCUAGUAGACAGCGCUAUAUUUGUUUAGUUACAGAAUGUGAGCAAUCUUUUUCUGAAAUUGAAAGAUUGCUGGAAGAAAAGAAUUCUGAAAAUUCAGAAAAUUUAAUUUCAAACAAUAAUAGUAAAGAAAUUUUAAGAUUUGAUCAGAUUUUCCAGAAUAACAAUCAUGUAUUGGAAGAGAUUGAAACAAAAAAUAUGAUACAUCCUUCAUUUAAUGACAGAAGUGACAAAUUUAUUCAAGAGAAACUAGAAACUGUUAACAAUAAUGAUUUAGAUUCAUUAAAUCCUAAGAAUAGUGAUUUAAUAAAUGAAAUUAAAACUGUUGAACAAACUAUAGAUUAUAAGAUAAAUUAUUUGAAAGAAAGAAUUGAUUAUGAAAAAGGAGGCAUAGAAGAAGCAUUAAUGAAAAAACAAAAAGAUAGUGAAGAAGCAAUAGAAUUUAUUGAUACUUGUAGUCAAGAAAUAUUAGGUAAUGAAUGUGAAUCAUUACAAAAUCAACAAAAUGUUAAUCAUUGUAUUGAAAAUAAAUUAAAUGAAAACAAUGCUGAGAAUUAUGAAAAUACAAAUAAGUAUGAAAAUAAUGAAAAGUUUUCAAAAUCUCUACACUAUACAAUAGAAUUAUCUAAUUCAGGAAUCAAUAAGAAAUCUGAAGAAUUUAAAAAGAUUCUUGCUGGAAGACGCAUUGGCAAAAUAUUUGAACCUGAGCAUGAUCAUUUAAAUUUUAAACAAGAAAGAUGUUCAAGUAUUUGUAUAAGUAAUUUUCAGUGUGUUGAUGAAAAACAAGAUGUUGAAACUAGUUUAAAAGGUAAAGAAAAUUGCAAUAAUACUAACAAUACUUUCCUUGAAUCUAAAAAUUGUGAAUAUGAUGAUUUCGCUAAUCAAUCUUCUGAAAAUGAAAAAUCUGCCGUAGCUCAGAAACCUAGUAUUGCAAAAUUAAAAGCACUUUUUGAAAAACCUAUAAUAAUUGAUGAAAAUACUCGUAAGUCUAAACAAAAACAAAGUCAUCCACUCUCUAGAAGUCAUAGUCAUCACAUCCAUUCAAAUAAAUCUGAUAUUUUAUAUUCUAAUGAGAAAACAGUUUUAAAACCAACAUUGUUUAACAAAGUUUCAAAAAUAUUUCAUGCUCCUUCAUACGAAGAACAUAAAAAAAUACACAAUAGUAAAUUAAAUGCUUAUAAAUAUAAUGAAGGCACAGAAACUACUGCUUUACCAAUGGAAGUUCGUGAGCAAUUCUCAAAUGCUAAUGAAAGUAAAUCUCAAUGGUAUGAUGAUUCAAAAAAGCCAUAUUCAGAUGUAAAUCUUUCUUUGAAUUCUGAGGAUCAUUUACAGUUAGACAAAAACUCAAUGACUGAGAUAAAUAGAAGAAAUUCAGAAAAUGCUGAAGUUGGAUGUUUGGAUAUUUCUUCUCUGAUGUCUUCCAUUAUUUCAGGUGAACAAAAUAUCAAUCAAACACAGUGGUAUGAACAGAAUUCACUUUUAUAUAAAGAUGCUAACAAAAAAGAUAAUUUCACACAAAAUAUUUCAAAAGAAAAAUGUACUAUUAAAGAAUAUAAUAAUAAUGAACAAAGUUCUUUGAUAUCUGAUUGUUCAAAGGGAAAAGAAUCAAAUAAAUUAUAUCAAACAAGUGCUGUUAAUCUACCAGAAGCAAAUAAAAACAAGCUUCAAAAUAUAUCUUUUAAUUCCUGUCAAGAAGCUAAUCAUAAUGAAAAACAAAUGUCCACUGAUAAAUUGGAAGCUACAACUAAAUGGUAUUUCAAAAAAGAAAGUGAUAAUGACAUUGAAAAUAGUAAUAUGAAUGAUGUAAAUAGUGAUUCAGAGUUACAGUCUUGUCAAAAUAUAGUAAGAGCUCAGCAGGAAAAUAUCGGUAAUCUAUCUCAAAAUAUGACUGAAUCAAAUCUUGAUUCUUUUCUUAAUCAACAACCACCCCUUCCACCAAAAAAGAAAAAUGACAAACCAAAAAAUAGUACUAGUUGGUAUUUAAAUGAAAACUCUCAGCAUUUAAAUAUGAAAAGUAGUACAGGAAAUGUAGAUCAUAAAGAGCAUGUGGCAGCAUAUGCAAAUGUAAUUAAAAUGAAAAAUGGAUCUCUUAUAGAAACUAAAGAUUUGAAAAAAUCAAUAUUGUACAAUCUAAAUGAAGAAAAAACUGAUUUAUAUAUGAAUGUAAAUCCAACAACGAAAAAAAAUAUUGAACAAAUUGAAAAUUCCUUACAGCAACAUCCAAGAGGUGCAAUAAUUGACCUCACAUCUCGGCAGUCUUUUGCAAAUGAACAACAAAUGGCAAAUAAUACUGAACAAAAUGUUAAAGAGGAGAAAGGAGUUCUUUCCUCAGAUUUUAAAGGAAAAUUAAAGGAAUAUAAAAAAGUAAAUCCUCCAAAAAAACUUAAAGGUUAUGAAACAAUAUGGCCUCAAAAGAGCAAUGAUAGUCAAUUUGACAAUAGUAAUUUAGAUAAGAAGUUUGCAUCUAAUAAAGAUAUAUUAAAACAACAGAAGAAUUUUGAAUUAUUUCAAGAAAAGUCUGCAGAAUGUAAAGAAAAACCUCAGCCAAAACCUAGAUCAUUAACAUCAGAUAAACAAAUAACUAAAUCAAAAUCAUCUUCAAAUAUCUUCCCAAAACAGUUUAAUGUGAAAAAUUCAGUAUCCGAUUUUACUAGAUUUAAAGAAACAUCUGUGAAUAAAGUUGUUUGUGAACUGAAUAGUAUUUUGAAUGUAUUGACAAAUCGUCCAUUUAAAUCUUCAAAACCUGAAACCUCUGUUACAGAAAAGUCUACUUGUUUAUCAUCAGAAACUUCUCAGAAGAUUCAGCCAUCUGCUCCACCUCGUAGAAAAUUGAAACAAGACAUUACAGACUGUCAUUUGUAUAAUUCUGAAGUAAAUUGUCCAGAUAAAUCAAAUUAUAUCAAUAGAAAAAUUAAUGAUAUUCAUAAUGUUGAAUCAAAUGUAAACCAAUUAUCUAAAUCCACAACAUUACCAAAUAUUAAUCAUUUAAGUUCGAGAACAGCAAAUGAAAGUGUGAAAGAAAAUAAUGAUAAGAUUUCAGAUUUUGAAUCUUCUAAAUUUACUCAAGAUUCUAAAAAACUUUAUUCAGUUUAUGAAAAUAUUGAUUGUAAUCAAUUUAAUAUUCCACAAGUAGAAAAACAAGAAUCAGCAGAUAAUUUUAAAAGUAAAUUAUAUAAAUUAAAACACUCGACAUCAGAUGCAAGUGUGUUUGCAGUUUUAAGGAACACAAAAUAUCGCAAAAAUAAAUUAUCUACAGAUAUGUCAAUCAAAUUAGAAAAGAAAUUAAAUGAUGAUGAAAACCAAACAAGAAAUUUAAAUGAAAAACACAAAAUAAUUGAAAAUAAGUCUAAUAAUUUAAGUGAAAGUUCAAAACAGUCGUAUCAAAUAAUUAAGAAACCCGAAAGACGUUCCAUGGAUGAUAUGGAUAUGUUUCCAGUUGCACCACCAAGAUCAAAACGCCAUGGUCCAACUUUAAAAAGUGUUUCAGAAAUGGAAAAAUUUACCAAAAGUUUAGAUGAAGUUGGAUUAAAGCCUGUGAUAUCUACGGAUGCUCUGAAAUCUUUAAAUUUUCCCUCUCAGCAAAGACUUCAAAGUAACUAUGCAAAUAAUGAUACAUCUAACUAUACUCAAUCAGUUUCUACAAGUAAGAAAUUUUAUUAUAAUAGAUAUUUUUAGUAAAUAAAACAUUUUUCUUUGAAAAUGUUUUAUAAAAAUAUUU